ACCAUUUUAUAUAUACGAUAAGAGUGAUCUGCAUGUAAGGAGAUCAAAAUGGCAACAUAAAACAACACAAUGGAUAGGCAACUUCUGCGUCCAGAAAAUGCAGCACUUUUUCCAGAAUGGGAUUUGGAAGAUGUCCGCAGCACUUUCUUCAAAUGUAUUAGAUGGCAAGUAGAAGAAACACUGGAUCCACUAAGCUGCCCUUAUCAUUACUACUGCGACAGCAAUUACCCUGGAAACUAUCCUCCUACGGUUGAUGUUCUUGUUCUUAUCUUUGCAACAACUUCAUAUCUGGCAACGCUAGUGCUGAUGGUCAUUGAUAUUUCAAGAAGAGGACGAACUUCUGUCGCUCAAUCAAAGAGAUACUUGCUACCGUCUGGUCCAGUUUCCCUUCCUAUAUUUCUCUUAAUGCUAGCCAAGGGACACAGGAUCAACACUAUAUUUCCUCUCUCCUGCAUUGGUCCCGCCAUCCUUCAACUGCUUUACAUUUCUGCUCUCACAUUCAACAAUGAAUUAGUUAACGAAGACGUUAAGUAUGCGUUCUUUGAGGCAUCAACAAUUUCCGGUAUUUUACAUGCAAGCGUAUAUCUGGACUCUGUUAUUUUACCUUAUUAUACAGGUUUUGAUGCUCUUGUGUCAUCAAGAUUCUCUGGCGAAUGUGUUUCUUGUGUGUGCCGAAAAGAGGCUCUGGUUGUGGGAGGGAAGCUGGUUACUUACAGGGGUUGGUCAGUAACUACAUUUUUUGUUGCCAGUACAUUAUGCUUGAGGAUUAUACGUAGACUUUCUGAGGCGAACAGAGGAAAGAUAACAGUAAUCAAGUCCAUCUUAGAAAGUUUAGGUUGGAUUUUGGUAACUAAAGAUUCUGUUUAUCUAGUUAUUAACUCUCCUCCAGAACAAUAUCUGUUGCGAGUUACUGCUUUUGGAUGCAUAUUUGUAUUGAUUUGCCUUCAUCUACUCAAACAGGCAUGCAAUCAGGUUUUACAAUUGCAUUCCAAUUAUGAAAAAUGAAAAAAGGUUUUUGUCUAUUACAAAUAGGCAAGAUUACUCGGGCUCCAAAAAAGUUGCUGGUUACUCCAACGUGCGUCUCCUAGAAGAUCAAUGGCCUGAUGAAGUUGUUGCCUUGUUGGCCGCUCUACUCCGUUGGAGUUUGGACGCAGACAAACUGUAUAGUUGAUUUCUCUCUGUCCUCGUAUUGUUCCCCGUAACUCAUGAAGUUAUACAUGCAUGCUUUGAAUGUACAGAAUGCAACAGAUUUUCCUUUUCGACCAAAUUUCCUACGUUUUCUAUUUUCUGUUUUUGUUGGCUGUCUUAUAAAGCUAAAAAAUCUCAUCUUACAUCGAAAACGAAACA
Molecule: messenger RNA, 1347 nt
Organism: Pistacia vera
Lineage: Eukaryota; Viridiplantae; Streptophyta; Magnoliopsida; Sapindales; Anacardiaceae
Exons: 1
Coding region: 70-1005 (311 amino acids)
Source: RefSeq, a predicted model, not a curated record